Oppiella nova is the source of this 646-nucleotide messenger RNA. NCBI's taxonomy places the organism in Eukaryota, Metazoa, Arthropoda, Arachnida, Sarcoptiformes, Oppiidae. The record is from the annotation of a GenBank genome assembly.
AAAAGCCUAUUUAUUAAACAUCGAGUCUGUUAUGACAAUAAUGUUGGGGUCAGUGUUGGCACCGAUUUGCCAGACAUACGAGUGGUGUCUCAUAGGGCUUAUAGUGGCGGCGAUCGCGUACUACUACUUUUCGUGGAGGAAUGCCUUCAACUAUUGGAGGGGUCGACACAUUUGUGGUCCAAACCCCAUCCCUAUAUUCGGAAACCUUUUAAGUUUAUCCCUAAAUCCUCGAUCAUUACUGGAGUUGGAGUGGUAUAAGAAAUACGGCAAAAUUUAUGGGACAUACAUAUUAGGGAAGCCCAGGCUAACAGUGGCCGUCCCGGAGCUCAUCAAACAGAUUCUGGUCAAAGAUUUUCACACAUUUCGUAACCGAUCCACGAAAGUGGGCGCCUCCAGUCUGGCGACCAUUGAUGACCACUGGCGACGAGUCCGGGCUAUAGUCAGCCCUACCUUCUCGUCCGGAAAGAUGAGGCGAAUGUAUCCUCUGAUCAGCCGGUGCUGCGAAGACUUCCUCAAUUUCGUGGAUAAGGAUGUGUCGAAUGGUAUGAAUGAAGUCGAGUUGAAGCGACUGAUGGGCGCCUACACUAUGGAUUUGAUCGCCAGCUGCGCCUUCGCCACGAAAAUCAAUACAUACGCCGACCCUAAC